AUGGAAAAACAAAUUCACUAUAAACAAAUUUAUGAUAUUUUGCUUAAAAAAAUUAAAGAAGAAGAUCAUUAUGACAUAAAUAAUUCGCAAUUUCUAAAAUUAUUAUCAAAAGAGCUAGGAACAGAUAUUAAGAACUUUAUCGAAUACAUUAUGAAGUUAGCUGAGACCAAAAAAAUCUACUUUAUAAGACAUGCUGAAUCAAAAUAUAAUCAUUGGAAAAAAAAAUCUCUUUUUAAUAUGUCAUUUAGAUAUCAAAAAAUAGAGGCAAAUAUAGAUCCUGAGAUAACUUAGAAAGGUAAAGAUUAAUGUAAAAGCUUGUAAUAAAAAAUGUAAUCAGAUCUUAAGGAUAUAAAAUUUGAUGUUGUCUAUGUGUCUCCUAUGACUAGAACUUGUGAGACUUUUGGAUAUACAGCAACAUAAGAAAAUUAAUAGCUGAUAAAUAAUUUUAGUCACUCUAGAGUGAUAGGCUGUCAUUAUGUGAAAGAAAGAUUUGGAUCUGCUGCAAAUAUUGGAAGGGAUUUAAAUUAUGUUAGAUAAAAUUUAUUUUAAAAUUGGCAUAUUGAUGGAGAACUAGUAUAAAAAGAUGAUUGGUGGAGCUUUAAAGAUUAUUAAAAAUCUGGUCAGACAAAAUUUCAAAUAGAAGAUGAGACAAUUUAACAAUUAGAAAGAAGAUUGCUUAUUUUCUUUUUAUUUGCUUUGCUUUCAGAAGAUGAGAAUAUAUGCAUAGUCAGUCACUCUAGUGUAUUCAAAAGAAUAACCAUGAGAAGUAAAUUCUAUCCAGGUUCUGGAAUUAAAAACGCUUAGAUUCAUUAGCUUACUCACUAGAUUUUAAAGCCAUUUUUAUCUCAUUCUAUCUCAUAAAACAUGAAAACUUAAUGA
Tetrahymena thermophila SB210 is the source of this 879-nucleotide messenger RNA. Its product is annotated as histidine phosphatase family (branch protein 1). Lineage: Eukaryota; Ciliophora; Oligohymenophorea; Hymenostomatida; Tetrahymenidae. Gene Ontology annotation, molecular function: phosphatase activity. The record is from RefSeq and is a predicted model, not a curated record. The transcript has a single exon. Gene Ontology annotation, cellular component: cytoplasm.